Conger conger (European conger) is the source of this 3046-nucleotide messenger RNA. It is a transcript of the gene rpl4, whose product is annotated as ribosomal protein L4. The record is from RefSeq and is a predicted model, not a curated record. Bases 159 to 2957 code for a protein of 932 amino acids. Gene Ontology annotation, molecular function: RNA binding; structural constituent of ribosome. Gene Ontology annotation, biological process: translation. Lineage: Eukaryota; Metazoa; Chordata; Actinopteri; Anguilliformes; Congridae. Gene Ontology annotation, cellular component: cytosolic large ribosomal subunit; ribosome. The transcript has 10 exons.
ACAUCAGUUAUAUCAUCAUUUUAAAUAAAAUAAAAUUGACAAGCGUUUCGUGGUCGGAAGUGACCGGUUGUCGAUGUAUAUACUAUAGGGGGGGGAGCAGUACACUUCCUUUUCAUCUGUGGUCGCCAUCGUUGGAGCACCGUGGUCUCCUGAGAAAAAUGGCUUGCGCCCGACCGCUGAUAUCGGUUUACUCCGAGAAAGGAGAGGCCUCAGGCAAAAAUGUGGUUAUGCCUGCUGUUUUCAAGGCGCCCAUCCGCCCGGACAUUGUGAACUUUGUUCACACCAACAUGCGCAAGAACAGCCGUCAGCCCUAUGCUGUCAGCGAACUGGCCGGUCACCAGACCAGCGCAGAGUCCUGGGGCACGGGCCGGGCCGUGGCCCGUAUCCCCCGCGUGCGCGGCGGCGGCACCCAUCGCUCCGGCCAGGGGGCCUUCGGAAACAUGUGUCGCGGAGGACGAAUGUUUGCCCCCACCAAAACAUGGCGUCGCUGGCACCGAAGAAUCAACACCACACAGAAACGCUAUGCCAUCUGCUCUGCCCUCGCUGCCUCUGCCCUCCCCGCCCUGGUCAUGUCGAAAGGGCACCGUAUUGAGGAGAUUCCAGAGGUCCCCCUGGUGGUGGACAACAAGGUUGAGGGAUACAAGAAGACAAAGGAGGCAGUGUUGUUGCUGAAGAAGCUGAAAGCCUGGAACGACAUCAAGAAAGUAUACGCUUCUCAGCGAAUGCGGGCUGGUAAGGGUAAGAUGAGGAAUCGCAGACGUAUUCAACGCAGGGGGCCCUGCAUAAUAUACAACGAAGACAGUGGCGUUACGAAGGCCUUCAGAAACAUUCCCGGCAUCACCCUUCAGAACGUGAACAAACUCAACCUCCUCCGCCUCGCCCCCGGCGGCCACGUCGGCCGCUUCUGCAUUUGGACAGAGGGCGCCUUCAACAAGCUAGACGAACUGUAUGGCACCUGGCGCAAGGCGUCCACCCUCAAAAAGGAAUACAACCUGCCAAUGCACAAGAUGACCAACACAGACCUAAGCAGAAUUCUCAAGAGCCCAGAAAUACAGAAAGCUCUACGUGCUCCAAAUAAGAAGAUCAGCCGUAGAGUGCUUAAGAAGAAUCCUCUGAAUAACCUGAGGGUCAUGAUGAAGCUCAACCCCUACGCAAAGACAGCACGGCGACACGCCAUCUUGUUGCAUGACCCGAACAUCCAAGCCAAGAUGCUGAAAUCCAAGAAGAAGAAGAAGAGGCCAUCUAAGCCAGUGGUGGUGCCUCCUCCUGAGCCUAAGCCCAAGAAGGCCAAGAAGGCCAAGAAGCCAAAGGCUGUGAAACGCCCAGCCCCAGUAGAGCCAACUGUAGAAGAGGAGGUAGCCAUGGAGGAGGUGCCAGCAGCUAAGAUGCCCUUACUGGAGAUGCCUGUGGCUGAAGAGCCAGAGGUGGAGGCACCGGUAGUGGAACCAUCCGAGGAGGAGAAACCUGCUGAGGAGGAACCUGAGGAAGAAAUGCCUAUAAUGGAGACUCCUGCAGAUGAGGAACUGCUGGCAGAGGUGACCGCAACAGAGGCUGAGCCUGAAGCUUUGGCUGAGAGCCCAGUACCUGAUGCACUUGCCGCUGAGGCUGAGGUGACCCAGGUGGAGGCACUAGAAGCCGAGAUUCCUGAGGCUGACAUGGCUGAGGUUGAGGCACCAAAAGCUGAAGCUCCCGAGGCUGAGGCUGAGGCCGAGGAUGAGGUGACCCAGGUUGAGGCAGUAGAAGCCGAGAUCCUCGAGGCUGAGGUGGCCGAGGUUGAAGCAACAAAAGCUGAGGAUUCUGAUGCUGAGGUUGAGGUGACCCAAAUUGAGACACUCGAAGCUGAGGUUCCUGAGACUGAGGUUGAGGUGACCCAAAUUGAGGCACUUGAAGCUGAGGUUCCCGAGGCUGAGGUUGAGGUGACCCAAAUUGAGGAACUCGAAGCCAGGAUUCCGGAGGCUGAGGUUGAGGCACCAGAAGCUGAGCUUUCUGAGGCAGUGUUGGCGGAGGCUGAGGCACCGGAAGCUGAGUUGACCCAGGUCGAGGCACUAGAGGCCAAGAUUCCUGAGGCUGAGGCACCAGAAGCUGAAAUUCCUGAGCCGGUGGUGACUGAGGUUGAGGCACCGGAAGCGGAGAUUUCUGAGGCGGUGGUGACUGAGGUCGAGGCACCAGAGACUGAGGUCGAGGCACCAGAAGCUGAGGUGACUGAGGCACCUGAAGCUGAGAUCGCAGCAGCAGAGAUGCCUAAGGAUGAGAUGAUUGUAACAGCACCUGAAGAGGCAGAGGAACUUGCAGCAGAGGUACCUGAAGCUGAGGCCAUUGCAACUGAAGUUCCUGUAGUGGAGGCAGUCGAGACUGAGAUGCCGGUAACUGACGCAGUAGAACCCGACGUGCAGGAAACUGAGGCUGUCGAGGCACAGAUACCAGCAGUGGAGAUGCCUGUAACCGAGGCCGAGGCACCAGCCAUGGAAGUCCCUAUGCCUGAGGCGGUUGAACCAGAGAUCCCAGCCAUGGAGGUUCCUGUAACUGAAGCGGUUGAGUCUGAGGCACCUGUAACAGAGGUUCUGGAUGCAGAGCAACCACCCAUGGAGAUGCCUGUAGCUGAGGCAGUGAUUCCAGCGGCUGAGAUCCCUGCAGAAGAGGCACCAGAGGCUGUUGAGACCGCAGCUGUUGAGGCACCAGCUCUGGAGGAAUUUGAGGAUGUCACCUACACUGCUAAGAUGCUCCCAGUUGAGACGGUGGAAAUGGAGACCCCUGCUCCCGAGGUUUUGGCAGUGGAGACACCGGUCGCAGUGGAGGUGCCCGCAGAACAAAUUCCAGCAGUGGAGACGCCUGCAGCCGAGGUGCACGCCGCAGAGGUGGCAGAAGUUGAGAUGCUGGAGGCCGAAAUGCCUGCGGUGCAAGUGCCUCAGGACGAGGACGAGAAGAUGGAAGUGGAGGCGCCCGAGGCUGAAAAGUAAAAAGCCAUUUUCAUAGUUUCUUUUCCAAAAUGGUAUUCAAAUAAAUUCCAUUUUAAAACGGAAUUCAAAUAAAUUCCAUUUUAAAACAA